AUGGAUAGAGGAAUAUUAAAAUUAGUAAUUAAAGGUCAUCACCAAAUAAAAAAAUUAACUUACCGAGUAAAACGUUUUGAUGAUGGGAAGUGGCAUAAAUUGGAAAUAAUUAAGAAAGGAAGAGAAAUUGGGCUAAAAGUCGACGAAUUUACAACAGAAAAGCUAUUGGAUGCUCCUUCCCCAAAAGUUAUGCGUCGUCGAAUGUAUAUUGGGGGAGUAAUUAAUAAACACAGAAGAAUGUUUAAUUUACCAAGGAACCGAUUGCCACCAAGUUUUGAUGUAAAAUAAAUUUAAAAAUUAUUUUUCUGAAUUCAUAAGAAAAUAUAAAUGAAAUAUAGGGAGGUUUAGGAAACUUUUAGAAAAAUGUAUGGAACUGCGGGACAGAAAUCACUUAGAGAAUCAGUCUCGUUUGGGUAUCACUUGUCAUUAAAUUUUGUGUUUUGCGGUGUAUUGGGCUCCCGUUUUGGAAAUAGAAAAUUUUAUAU
This is a messenger RNA of Meloidogyne enterolobii, 485 nucleotides long. NCBI's taxonomy places the organism in Eukaryota, Metazoa, Nematoda, Chromadorea, Rhabditida, Meloidogynidae. The record is from the annotation of a GenBank genome assembly.